This is a messenger RNA of Volvox carteri f. nagariensis, 1530 nucleotides long. RefSeq lists its product as uncharacterized. The transcript has 7 exons. The record is from RefSeq and is a predicted model, not a curated record. The coding region runs from base 1 to 1530 and encodes 509 amino acids. Gene Ontology annotation, biological process: lipid metabolic process. Gene Ontology annotation, cellular component: cytoplasm. NCBI's taxonomy places the organism in Eukaryota, Viridiplantae, Chlorophyta, Chlorophyceae, Chlamydomonadales, Volvocaceae.
AUGCCUUCCUCCUCCGCACAUCGCAGCUCCCGAAGCCAUGGUCCUGGGCUUCCCAAUGGGCCCUACGUGCGUUGUACCCACUAUCCAUCCCACUUCACCCCCUAUCAACCGACUUCCCCGCUGGUGCACCUACCGCACCUUUACCGCCGCACCCUCGUGAGGGGAAAUACAAAGGCAGCGCCGGUGGUGGCGGGAAGCCCGAUGGGACCGCCCCAGGGCCCGGGGCCCCAGGUCCUGCGGCUGGGACCCCGGCCGAAGGCGACGGCAGCAGAAGCGGUCCGUUUCAAGAGGUGUACGGCGGUGUUCUACAUCCCACCACUCACUGGCACGGAGCUACAAGCCAAACUGGACAACAAGUACGUACUUGCCGUAUUAUGUCGUGCCGUACUAUACUCGUACUAUGUUGUGUUGUGUCGUACCAGGCCCUCCGCUCCUAGGUGGUGGUGUCCUCGUCGUACAUCUUCCUGGUUCCGGUUGUGGGUCAACCUGGAGUCCGUACUGCCCUGGGCGUUCCCUUGCUUCGCCGACAACAUGAGACUUGUCCCCGGGUACCCGGGCGAUUCGGGGGCCGUGUCACCGCCGGGUGUGGAGGUGCGGCUGGGUCCCACCUUGGAGUCCCCUCGCGGUGACCCGCGGGUCGCUGAGGGACCCUGGAGUUCCGUUGUACGGGAGCUACGGCAGAGGGGCUGGACGGACGAGCUACUGUACACACACGCGUACGAUUGGAGGCUGAGCCCCCCCGAGUGGUCUCGGGCGGGUGGCAGCUUCCAGCAGCUGCACCGGGACAUCACCACCGCGGUGGCGGCCAGCGGGGGCCGGCGGGUGGUGCUGUUGGGCCUCAGUCUGGGGGCCAGCUACGCGGUCAGCUUCCUCACCUCCCCCCUCGUGGACCCGACGUGGCGGGAGAAGCACAUCGGGCGGCUGGUCACCAUGUCGGGUGUCUGGACCGGCACUCCUCGCGCCACCUGGGACGUGCUAUCGGGCCGUCUGGAGGGGCUGGAGGCGGUGUUGGACCGGGGGGCCGCCCUGCAGCUGCUGAGGGGGCUGCCCGCGCUGACCUGGGCCUUCCCCUCACCGCCUCCGGGUGUGGGGCCGGGGGAGGCGGGUGGACCAGCCGUCAUCACCAACACGGCACGAGGGGGGAGGAGCUACGGGCCCGCACAGCUAGGCCAGGCGCUGGGGGACGCGGGGGCUGAGGAGACAGCAGCCUUCUGGGAGGCCGCGCUGCCGUACACCCUCACCUCGCCCCCCAACGUCCCCACGCACUGCUUCUAUAGCUAUGGUCUGCGAUGUGCAGUACAUGUAACGUACAACACUGCCGACUUCAGCGACACGCAACCUGCCGUACGGUACGACGAUGGCGACGUGACGGUACCGCACGCCAGCCUUGCAGCAUGCCGCGGCUGGGCAGUACGGCAGAUGGCACCCGUACGCUCGUACAGCUACUUUGGGGUUGUCCAUGGUAUGCUAACGUCGGUGCCGGAAGCACUGCACGACAUCGUGGAGGCAAUAGCGAGUGAGGCGGCGUAG